AGGAGGGCCCUGCCUCUAAAAUGAGUCUCUCUGGGGAGAGAGAGGAGGGGGCCCCUGCCUCUAAAAUGCAUCUCUCUGGGGGACAUGACACCAAAGCUAAGAGACCAAUCCAGCAGGAGAGACCAGCCUCCCCUGUUCCCAGCUGUGUGUCCAUGAAGAGUGACCGGUCUAUGGAUCAACCUCUAUACUUUAGAAAGGGAGACUUUUCUACUGAACAAAGAAAGCAACAGGAGAGAUCAGAGUCAGAGAUUCUCCGUGGUCAGUCUUCCCAGAGUCAUCAAACAGACCUGGCCUCCAUAUUCAGUUUGCUUGAAGAGAAUAUGAUGACAUUUGUGAAGAACGAGCUGAAGAUGUUCAAGAGGAUUCUUAGUCCAGAACUCCCAGAAGGCUUUGAGAGUCAGAAGCAGGAUAAGGAAGUGGUGGAUGCUGAAGAUGAGAAGCAGGAGAGCAGUGCCAGAGAGGGGGCUCUGAAGAUCACACUGCACAUCCUGAGGAAAAUGAACCAGAUGGAGCUUGCUGACACACUGGAGAAAUAUUCAGAUGAUCCUGCUGUGAUUUGCCAACGUGAACUCAAAUCUAAUCUGAAGAAGAAGUUUCAAUGUGUAUUUGAGGGGAUCGCUAAACAAGGAAACCCAACACUUCUCAAUAAGAUCUACACAGAGCUCUACAUCACAGAGGGUGGAACAGGAGAGGUCAAUAAUGAACACGAGCUGAGACAGAUUGAGACAACAACCAGGAAACAAGCAAGACCAGAGACUGCAAUCAAAUGUAACAACAUCUUCAAACCCUUAACUGGACAAGACAAACAUUUCAGAACUGUGCUGACAAAGGGAGUCGCUGGCAUUGGAAAAACAGUCUCUGUGCAGAAGUUCAUUCUGGACUGGGCUGAAGGAAAAGCAAAUCAGGAUGUCCAAUUUGUAUUUUCAUUCCCUUUUCGGGAGCUGAAUUUGAUGAAAGGUGAAAAUCUCACUUUCAUUGAACUUCUCAAUCACUUCUCAAUGGAAACCAAACAAUCAAGAAUCUCCAAAUACGACAAGUACAAAGUUAUUUUCAUCUUUGAUGGUCUGGAUGAGUGCCGACUGCCCCUAGACUUCCAGAAGAAUAAGAUCUGUUGGGACGUCACAGAGUCAACCUCAGUGGAUGUUCUGCUGACAAAUCUCAUCAAGGGAAAUCUGCUUCCCUCUGCUCUCCUCUGGAUAACUACCCGACCUGCAGCAGCCAAUAAGAUCCCUUCAAGGUGUGUUGACCAGGUGACAGAGGUACGAGGGUUCAAUGACCCACAGAAGGAGGAGUACUUCAGGAAGAGAUUCAGUGAUGAGGACCUGGCCAGCAGAAUCAUCUCACACAUAAAGACAUCAAGGAGCCUCCACAUCAUGUGCCACAUUCCAGUCUUCUGUUGGAUUUCUGCAACAAUCCUUGAACACAUGCUGAAACAUAAGAGAGAAGAGAUGCCCAAGACUCUGACUGAGAUGUACACACACCUUGUGGUGUUUCACACCAAACAGAAGAAUGAAAAGUAUCUUGGGGAAGAAGAGACAGGUCCACACUGGAAUAAAGAGAGCAUUCUGUCACUGGGAAAACUGGCUUUUCAACAGCUUGUGAAGGGCAAUCUGAUUUUCUAUGAAGAAGACCUGAAAGAGGCUGGCAUUGAUGUCAAUGAAGCCUCAGUGUACUCAGGAUUGUGCACACAGCUCUUUAAAGAGGAAUGUGGGCUGUACCAGGACAAGGUGUACUGCUUUGUUCAUCUGAGCAUUCAGGAGUUUCUGGCUGCUGUAUAUGUGUUCCUCUCAUUCAUCAACAACAAUGAGAAUCUUAUGGACAAACUGCAAACAAAGUCCAGGAUCUUUUCUUCGCUGUUCAGAGACGAGCCUGAAGUCAAUGUCUACAAGAGUGCUGUGGAUAAAGCCUUACAAAGUGAGACAGGAAACCUGGACCUUUUCCUCCGCUUCCUUCUGGGCCUCUCACUGGAGUCCAAUCAGAAGUACUUUCGAGGUCUGCUGACAAAGACAAGAAGCAGCUCACAGACCCAUGAAGAAACAGUCAAGUACAUCAAGGAGAAGAUCAGGGAGAAUCCCUCUCCAGAGAGGAGCAUCAAUCUGUUCCACUGUCUGAAUGAACUGAAUGACCAUUCUCUAGUGGAGGAGAUCCAAAGAUACCUGAGAUCAGGAAGUCUCUCUAGAGCCAAACUGUCACCUGCCCAGUGGUCAGCUCUGGUCUUUGUGUUGCUGACUUCAGAAAAGGAGCUGGAUGUGUUUGACCUGAAGAAAUACUCCAGAUCAGAGGAAGGUCUUCUGAUGCUGCUGCCAGUGGUCAAAGCCUCCAGAGCUGUUCUGCUGUCAGGCUGUGGAGUCACAGAGGAAGGCUGUGCUUCUCUGGUCUCAGCUCUGGAUUCAAACCCCUCACACCUGAGAGAGCUGGAUCUGAGUAACAAUGACCUGAAGGAUUCAGGAGUGAAGCUGCUCUCUGCUGGCCUGGGGAAUCCCCACUGUAAACUGGAGACUCUGAGGGGAGGGUCUGCGUGUGCGUCUGACCGCCGUGGCGGCUCUGGCGCGGGACGUGUAACCAACUCCACCAUAGUUUUUGUCGGCCUCUUCACCUGCCUCCGUGGCCUCUUUAGAGUGGAGACCCUCGCCGCCGACCUCGGAGAUUCCGGCAGCAGCGGACAGAUGAACGAGAGAUUCCGGCAGCACCGGACAGGCGGGAGACACCGGCAGCUCCUGCCUGACGGACGGCUCUAG
This is a messenger RNA of Oncorhynchus masou masou (cherry salmon), 2738 nucleotides long. RefSeq names its product NLR family CARD domain-containing protein 3-like. Bases 21 to 2738 code for a protein of 905 amino acids. The record is from RefSeq and is a predicted model, not a curated record. Lineage: Eukaryota; Metazoa; Chordata; Actinopteri; Salmoniformes; Salmonidae. Gene Ontology annotation, molecular function: protein binding. The transcript has 7 exons. Gene Ontology annotation, biological process: intracellular signal transduction.